AUCCGAUUUUGAGGACUGACCCUGCAAACGGAAAGUCCAGUGAGGAGUGUGCUGGGGGUCGGGGCCGGCUUUGCUGGUGGCCUUGUCCUUCUGGCCAGUGGAGGGCCCCUCAGGAAGAGCCCAGGGCUGCUGGAGACAGUCUCAGCCCAGUCCACCCUCAGCCGUGGCCCUCACGUCUGCCCUCACACAUUCAGGGCAGAAACGGAAUGUUGGGUUUGUUAGCUGGAGACUGGCUGGUGGCAGGCUCCAGGAGUCCUGGCCUCGGCGGGCUAACGGAAGGGACAGAGCCUGUCCACCAGGGUGAUGGACACAACCUUGUCAGUGCUGGGGUAGGGAGUCUGCAGCCUGUCUCAUGUGUUUCUUUUCUUUCUUUUUUUUAGUAAUUUCAAAACGAUUAUUUUCACUGUAUUUGAAAGGCAGGGAGACAGAGAUGCAGGUUCAUCCCCUAAUGCCUACAACAGCCAAAGCUGGAUCAGGCCAACGCCAACAGCCUGAAACUCCAUCCAGGUCUCCCACGUGGGUGGUGGGAACUCAGUACCUGAGCCGUCACCUGGUAGCAGAGAGCUGAGGCAGAGUCCUGUGGGCUGGGCCAGGCAUCCGGUGUGGGACGUCAGCUGCACAGCUAACCUACCACGCACAUGCGUGCAGUCCUACUUAAAUGCACAUAUGUAACCUAGAUGGGUUUAAGAAAUGAAUUUUCAAAGUACGGUAUGAAGAUAGAACACUGUUUAAAGCUAGGGUGGGGAACCUUAUUUCUGUUAAGGGCUGUUAGGAUAUUUGACAUCUUUGUGGGCCAUACAAAAUUAUCAACUUAAAAAUUAGCCUGCUCGGGGCUGGCGCUGUGGCACAGCGGGUAAAGCCUCUGCGGUGCCCACAUCCCAUAUGGGUGCCAGUUCGAGUCCUGGCUGCUCCGGGAAAGCAGUGGAAGACAGCCUGGGUCGUUGGACCCCUGCACCCGCGUGGGAGACCCGGAGGAAGCUCCUGGCUUCGGAUCGGCGCAGCUCCGGCGAUAGCAGCCAUCUGGGGAGUGAACCAGGAUGGAGGACCUCCCCCCCACCCCCACCCCCGCCUCUGACUAUAACUCUGCCUUUCAAAUAAAUAAAAUCUUAAAAAGCCUUAACAGAAAUUGACCAGCUGUAGAUUCAUUGCAUUUUGAAUGUUGCAGUGCGCAGGCCACCCCUUCCGCACCCCUGGUCUGAAGGCUGUUUUGCAUCAGUGUUUUGAACCGCCCCGGGAAGGAAGCGGCAGCGCUGCCUUGCUGACCCGAGGACUGGCGCCCCGGCGGUCCCCUCCUCACCGGCCUCCCGGCGGCGCUCCGAGGCUGGCCCCUGCCCCUCGGGCACGCCGGGUCCGUCUGUCCGGGAGCGAGCGCGCCCCUCCCCGGGCACCCUCCGAGGACCCUCCCGCCUGGACCGCGGAGGUCGGAGGCGGAUCCCGGGAAUCCGGAGGACGCGCGGGCGUUCCCAUGGUAACGCCCGGAAGCGGGCCGCGCGCCUGCGCGCAGCGGAAGUGGCGGGCCGGCGUCCGGCAUGGCGGAGCCGGAGGCGGAGGCCGAGCAGAUCCGUCUGAAGUGUAUCCCUGGGACGAUGCCGGAGUGUGAAGGAGUUCGAGAAGCUGAACCGCAUUGGGGAAGGAACCUAUGGCAUCGUGUAUCGGGCCCGAGACACCCAGACGGACGAGAUUGUCGCCCUCAAGAAGGUGCGGAUGGACAAGGAGAAAGAUGCAUCUUUCUGGUGAUGGGAUAUUGCGAGCAGGACCUGGCCAGCCUCCUGGAGAAUAUGCCCACGCCCUUCUCUGAGGCCCAGGUCAAGUGCAUCGUGCUACAGGUGCUCCGGGGCCUCCAGUACCUGCACAGGAACUUCAUCAUUCACAGGGACCUGAAGGUCUCCAACUUGCUCAUGACUGAUAAGGGCUGUGUGAAGACAGCGGAUUUUGGCCUUGCCCGAGCCUACGGUGUUCCGGUAAAGCCGAUGACCCCCAAGGUGGUCACACUCUGGUACCGUGCCCCUGAACUGCUGCUGGGGACCACCACCCAGACCACGAGCAUUGACAUGUGGGCCGUGGGGUGCAUCCUGGCUGAGCUGCUGGCCCACAAGCCCCUUCUCCCUGGCACUUCCGAGAUCCACCAGAUCGACCUGAUCGUGCAGCUGCUGGGGACACCCAAUGAGAACAUCUGGCCGGGCUUCUCCAAGCUGCCGCUGGUUGGCCAGUACAGCCUGAGGAAGCAGCCGUACAACAACCUGAAGCACAAGUUCCCGUGGCUCUCGGAGGCUGGACUUCGCCUGCUGAACUUCCUGUUCAUGUACGACCCCAGGAAAAGGGCGACAGCCGGGGACUGUCUGGAGAGCUCCUACUUCAAGGAGAAGCCCCUGCCCUGCGAGCCUGAGCUCAUGCCCACCUUCCCCCACCACCGGAACAAGCGGGCGGCCCCGGCCACGGCCGAGGGCCAGAGCAAGCGCUGCAAGCCCUGACCACGAGCCCAGCCCACGCCCACGCCCACGCCCCCUCAGCCUGCUGGCCCGGCUGUCCUCUGGCUGGGACCGUUCCUGUCUGUCCUGUGUGACGCUGCCCCCACAGGCAGGCAGGGUAUGCAGGCAGGCUGAUGCUGGUGGUGGCAGUGCCCCCUGGUGCCUGCACACUGAUGCUGGUGGUGGCAGUGCCCCCUGGUGCCUGCACAGGGCCUUGGCUGUUCUCCCUAUGGAGAAGCAGCUGGGCCACCCGGGGGCCUGGGACCAGCAGGCCCAGGCAGAGAGGCUGCACUGACCCAGGUGUGUCUGCCCGGACUCCAGGUGGAAGGAGGGAACAGGUGUGGGUGGGGCAGCUUCUGCUCAUGCAGAGAGAGGAGCGGUGUGCUGUCUGAGGAUGAAGAGAUAAAAGCUUUGACAAGUGUG
Messenger RNA from Oryctolagus cuniculus (rabbit), 2891 nucleotides. RefSeq names its product cyclin dependent kinase 10 (gene CDK10). The record is from RefSeq and is a predicted model, not a curated record. Lineage: Eukaryota; Metazoa; Chordata; Mammalia; Lagomorpha; Leporidae. Gene Ontology annotation, biological process: regulation of mitotic cell cycle; protein phosphorylation. Gene Ontology annotation, molecular function: cyclin-dependent protein serine/threonine kinase activity; ATP binding. Gene Ontology annotation, cellular component: nucleus; cytoplasm.